Molecule: messenger RNA, 2734 nt
Organism: Dictyostelium purpureum
Lineage: Eukaryota; Evosea; Eumycetozoa; Dictyosteliales; Dictyosteliaceae
Exons: 2
Coding region: 335-2626 (763 amino acids)
Molecular function (GO): lipid binding
Source: RefSeq, a predicted model, not a curated record
AUUCAACAAUAAGUUGAUUUUCAUUUUAUUUUUUUUUAUUUUAUUUUAUUUUCUUUUAAUAUUAUAGUUUUUAUUAUUUUUCACACAAUCAACACUAGUUUAUUGUUUCUUUUUUUUUAUAUUAUAUUUUUUUUUAUUUGGUUUUUAUUUAUUUAUUUAAUUUAAUAGUAAUAACAAUAGGAAAUUAAUUAAUUAUAGCAAUAAUACUAAAAUAAUAUUAUAUAUAUAAAAUUAUAAUCAUUAGUAAUAGUAAUAAUAGUAGUGGCUAAUAGAAUUAAUAUUUAGGAAAAAAAAACAAGCAUAAAAAAAAAUAAUUUUUUUUAUAAAGAGAAAAAUGACAAAAUCAAAAGGAAGAGAAUAUUUUGAAUCUGGUAGUAGUUCAAAAUCCCCCGUUGCAUAUGUUGACAGCUAUGGCAACCCACCAAAAACAUCAAAGAAACAUGGUAAAGAAUCAGUUUAUGAAAGAUCACCAAAGCUUGGAUCAAGUACAACUGAGGCUACAGUUCACACAAAAUCAAAACCAAAGAUUAGUGGUUUAGAAUACAGAAAAGAUUAUAUUAGAAAUAUGGACCCAAAUAUUGUUGCACCAGAGCUCGAUGCAAAUGGUAUCCCAGUUAAUGCAACUUCAACAAAUGUUUCAAAUUUGGAUUUAUUGAAACGUCACUACAAUAGUUUAGAAAGACUCAUGGAGACUCGUAUCUUUAGAGAAAAAGCCGAUGAUCCAACAAAAAAAGUAAUUUAUGACAUCAAAAAUAUUCUUGCUGACCUCAUUCUCAUGGUUGAAACUCGUCAAACCGAUCAACAAUUUAUUAAUCUUUUCAAAGAGGCUAGAUUAUUCUCUGGUGAUAUUUCUAACGAUGACGAAUUAAAAGUGCUUUUAGAAGAUUGGAAAACUACAUUCAUCAAAUUGGCUACUGGCUCCGAAAGUAAAGGUAUCCUUCGUUCAACCUCCAAAGUUGUAUCCGAUCUUAAGGGUAGUGAGUCAAUUUUUAGAUUCCUCUCUGAAGGUAGCAAAUUCUUACAAAUGAUUGUCCUCGACAAAAACUCACAAUUCUUGGAUGAGCAAAGAGAAGUCGUUUUCGAUCAAUUCUAUAAAGUCUUUAGAGUACUAUCUGGUAACCCAGCCUGGAGUGAUUUCGUACUCAACUCUAAAACUCUCGGUUCCCAAGUUAGAGAGACCAGUGCCAUUGAAUCAAAGAAUGCCUCAACCAAGAUUGACACUAUUAAAGGCAAUCAACACUUUAACUCAAUGACAGAUAAACUCAAAAUCUUAAUUCAAUCAUUUAUCAAAAACAAAGAUGUUGCUGAUGUUGAUAUGGUAUUCAAAUAUGGUGGUCAAUCAAUCGACGAGCUCCAAAAGAAUAAGGGUUAUAGUGUUUUCAUGGAGGACUUUAGAAAUCUUACAAUUGAAUUAAUGGAAAAUCCAGAUCUUAUCGAAGAUCCAGCCUUUAGAAAAGCCAUGCGUGAUUUAUAUGCUAAGGCUGAACAGUUAAUUACCGAAACUAAACAAUCACCAGCCCUUCAGAAAUUUGCUGCUGAAUCUGGUCGUCUUAAAGAGGGUAUUGCAACUGAUGAACUCAACUCACGUCUUUGGACCCACUUUAGAUCAUUACUUGCUGAUUUAAAUACCCACACUGCAGCUGGUAAUAUGAGAUUGGCUGGUCAACUCAAAAUGCUUUUGGUACCAUUCCUCUUAGAAGAAUUUAGAACUAUUACAAUCCCACCACAAAUGGGUCUUACUCCAGAUAGAAACUUAGGUUACCGUAUUGGUGCCAUCAACCUUUCAUCAAUAGAAUUACUCCCAGAAAAUAUUCAUUUUGAAAUUUCCCACAAGACUAAUGCUGAUCCAUAUACACUUUCAAUUAUCGAUCCAGAUACCAUUGUUUGGGUAGAGCUUACUGCCAUUCGUGCUCGUAUAGAUAGUUUAACUUGGGAAUAUGAAAAAUUCAAUUUCCCAAGACUAAAAGAUAGUGGUUUAGCAGAUAUUUUUUUGGAUGGAAGAGGUGCUCGUGUUGGUGUUGAAAUUAGACUCUUAAAAGAUGGUCUCCAAAGAAAAACACAAGUUUUAGAUUCAUAUUGUAUUUUAGAUUCAUUCAAGGUUAAACUUUAUCACUGCAAACAUAGUUUCAUCUACAAAAUCUUUACUUCACUUUUAAAGAAUAGAAUCAAAUUUGAAAUUGAAAAAGCUGUUGCUCAACAAGUAGCAAAGAUCAUUGCCGAAACCGAUUACAAGAUGGUUGGAAAAUACCAAGUUGCCAAACAAAACCGUCUCCGUUUCCAAUCCAAGAUGAACUCGCGUGUUUCUGAAAUUAAAGGAAAGAUGAAGAAGAACAAGAAGAACAAGGACGCAAAAGAAGAACUUAAAAAGAAAACUAAUCAAUUCUAUAAAGCUGUUGUAGGUGAUAAAAAUUCAAGACCCGCUCAAUCAUCAUCUGAGCAAUAUAUCAGUGGCCAACCAAUCUCAACAACAACUACAACUACCAGAACAGAAUCGAUGGUAAUUCCAGAAAAUACAAACACUCAAUAUGUCUCUGAAACAACCCAAAAGGUAACUGAAAAUAAUAAUGAAAAAGUAAUUCAAACUCAAGAACAAACCACUACAGUUGUUGGUACAUCAACAAAUUAAAAUUUUUAUCAAAUAAUUUUUUAAAAAAAAAUAGUAUUACAUAUUUAUAAAAAAAAAAAAAAAAAAAAAAAAUAAAUACUUAUUAAUUAAUCAUAUUGUUUCUUUUCU